AUGGAGCCUUCCAAGCCCUUCAUGAGGCAGCCGCCGAUCACAUCAGGAUACAGCGGCUUCAUCCCGUACCUGAGCUGCGAGGGCACCUCCAGCGAGGACAACAUGACCCAGUGUCUGCAAACCUUCCAGGAGAAAACGCGACGCUACAAAGACCAGUUGGAGGAACUCCGCUGCUCCGUGGCCAGGACCCCCAGACUGAAGCCCGUCUGCUCUGAGGAGACGGUCCUGCGGGUGCUGUACCAGUACAACCGGCAGCAUCACCCCUUGAGUCUGGAGUGCAAAAACUUAAAGAAACCUCUCCAGGAGCCCCCCAUCCCUGGCUGGGCGGGCUACCUGCCGCGAGCCAGGGUCACUGAGUUAGGCUGCGCCACGCGGUACGCCGUCAUGGCCCGAAACUGCUACAGGGACUUCCUGGACAUCGUGGAGCAAGCCAAGAGAGCGCCCCUGAAACCAUACGAGGAAAUAUAUGGAGUUAGGUCCACACAACCUCCUGCUCCUUCUCCUAAAGUGUUGCAGUGUGAAGGGUUGCUGCCGAAGUAUCCGGACUUUUCUCUUCCCGUUGGAAGCUGUCCCACCCUUAGAAAACCCCUGAGAGAGGACCCCAGACCUCCGACGACGUGUGGCUGUGCUCAGAGACAAACUACGUCCUGCAACGGGAAGGUUUAUCUGGAGCCCCUGUCCUUGGCCAAGGAUGCAGAAGGCUAA
Messenger RNA from Pteronotus mesoamericanus, 705 nucleotides. RefSeq names its product sperm microtubule inner protein 5 (gene SPMIP5). The record is from RefSeq and is a predicted model, not a curated record. NCBI's taxonomy places the organism in Eukaryota, Metazoa, Chordata, Mammalia, Chiroptera, Mormoopidae. The coding region runs from base 1 to 705 and encodes 234 amino acids. The transcript has 5 exons.